Molecule: messenger RNA, 1961 nt
Organism: Sebastes umbrosus (honeycomb rockfish)
Lineage: Eukaryota; Metazoa; Chordata; Actinopteri; Perciformes; Sebastidae
Gene: camkk1a
Product: calcium/calmodulin-dependent protein kinase kinase 1, alpha a
Biological process (GO): CAMKK-AMPK signaling cascade; protein phosphorylation; activation of protein kinase activity
Molecular function (GO): protein kinase activity; ATP binding
Source: RefSeq, a predicted model, not a curated record
AUGGCUAUGAGCAGUGACCCUGGCCGCGAGAGGCUGGACCCCGACUCUGACAAACAGAUCGGCAGUCUCGCGAACGUCAUGGCUGCCAUGACGACGAAAGACUCGGAAGGCUCUGCCAGUGCCAACGGCGUGAGGAACGGCGGGGCCUCAGCAGGACGGGGCUCAGGCCAAGAGGACGCAUGCGACGCGGCCUCACCUCACUGGGAGGAAGUUGUCGCUGCAGGAGAGAGGCACCUACCUGUCGUCAGGAUCCGGAGGAGGAUACACAAACAUAUCCCCUCGUGUGGCUCGCAGGCCCACCGUGGAGUCUAAACGCGUGUCCAUAUCAGGACGCCCAGGACUGCAUCCAGUUGAACCAGUACAAACUGAAGAGUGAGAUUGGAAAGGGCUCCUACGGCGUGGUCAAACUCGCCUACAAUGAGGAUGACGACAAACAUUAUGCCAUGAAGGUGGUGUCCAAGAAGAAGCUAAUGAAGCAGUGCGGUUUUCCACGUCGCCCACCCCCAAGGGGACCCAAGGCGGCCCAAGGAGAGCAGCCCAAAAUCUUAGGACCCCUGGAGAGGGUCUACCAAGAGAUCGCCAUCCUUAAAAAACUGGACCACAUCAACAUUGUCAAGCUGGUGGAGGUGCUGGAUGAUCCGGCGGAGGACAACCUUCACAUGGUGUUUGAGCUGAUGCGUAAGGGCCCCGUGAUGGAAGUGCCCGCAGACAGUCCUUUGUCAGAAGAGCAGGCGAGGUUAUACUUCAGAGACAUCAUCCUGGGCAUAGAGUACCUGCACUACCAGAAGAUUGUCCACCGGGACAUCAAGCCGUCUAACUUGCUGCUGGGGGACGAUGGCCACGUGAAGAUCGCAGACUUUGGGGUCAGCAACCAGUUUGAGGGCAACGAUGCUUUGCUGUCCAGCACUGCCGGCACGCCUGCAUUUAUGGCACCAGAGACCCUUUCAGAUGCGCGAAAGAGCUUCAGUGGAAAAGCGCUGGACGUGUGGGCCAUGGGAGUUACUCUCUACUGUUUCGUCUUCGGGAAGUGCCCGUUUAUUGACGAGUACAUAUUGGCUUUGCACAAUAAGAUAAGGACCAAGCUUGUGGAUUUCCCAGAAACACCAAAUAUCAGUGAAGAGCUGCGGACUCUGGUCUUGCGGAUGCUGGACAAGAACCCAGACAGCAGGAUCACCCUCCCUGAGAUCAAGAUGGACCAGUGGGUGACCCAGGGAGGCACUGACCCCUUGCCUCUGGAGGAGGAGCACUGCUCCGCGGUGGAGGUGACAGAGGAGGACAUCCAGAACUCAGUCAAGUUUGUUCCCAGCCUCUCUGCCGUGAUUUUGGUGAGAGCCAUGCUGAGGAAGCGCUCCUUCAGUAACCCCUUCGAGUGUCCGAGCAGGAGAGAGGAGAGGUCCAUGUCCGCGCCCGGCAGCCUGCUCAUGGAUUCGUGGCCCUUCCGGCCCUCUUUAAAACUUCACCCCUCGCUCAGAAAGAGCAGCACAGGAGACGGGCCCAGAGAAGGAGAGCUGGAGGACCUGCAUGAAGACGAGACCUGCUCUUGAGUCUUAACGACGCUCCGGUCAACAGAGCUUUGUCUUAAACUCUGUCCUCUUUACGUCCUUUUGCUCGAAGUCACUGUGCGUUCAACCCUCCCUCCACGCAUCCCCUUCAAAUCAGUGACACACUACAGGCGUAUCGCUCCAUACACCAGAGAGAGAUGCGCUGUAUCGCUUGCGUUAACAUUCAGAUUUCUAUGCUCGGGCUUGCUUUCGUUUUUGCUUCCUGUCAGCCUCAGAGUAUCAUUUCUCACCCUGAUUCCCUCCAUUUUUCUUCUCCAAUGUGGAGUCUCUGGGUCAGAGAAGAAGAGGACAGAACCUGCCAAUAUAAAAAAAAAAAAAUGAUUCGAAAAAGAAAAAACAUUUUUUUUUAUUAAAUGUAGCAAAAAUAAUAUCAAAUCUAAAUGUAGCCAUAAAUGUGAC